Messenger RNA from Cajanus cajan (pigeon pea), 1081 nucleotides. RefSeq lists its product as uncharacterized. The record is from RefSeq and is a predicted model, not a curated record. Lineage: Eukaryota; Viridiplantae; Streptophyta; Magnoliopsida; Fabales; Fabaceae.
AUGCUAACAUACGAUUCAGUUCUGCGACAAAAUCUGAAUCUUGUUCUUGAAAAAACAAGGAUUUUGGAGAGUUGUUUGACUCGAGGCUGAUUGGGGUUCUCUCUUACAAGGUCUUUCUUCAUCCUCCUACUCUCGCAUGCAUUCUUAUUCCUGUUUGCAUUAUUUAGCGGUGAAAUCAACAAGUUGGGACCUUUGGGCUUUCUUAGCCCAGAUUGAACUAUGAAGGCUUGUGGGAGUAGGAGUGAGACCAGUGAAGAAGUUGCAAAUGAUUCAGUGGCUUUGGGAGAUGUGAUAUUUAUCAAGCUUCGCAGUGGCUCAUGGUGGCCUGCGCAGGUUGUUGAUGAAAAUAGUGUUAAUAAGAGUGUUAAACCGAGCAACAGGAGGAAACGAUUGCCAGGGGAAGUCCUUGUUAGGCAUUAUGGAAGUUAUACAUAUUCUUAUGCAGAUCCUAUUAAAUAUGGUUCUGAGUUUAAGACGAUACUUGAGCAAAAUGAUGGUUCUCUCAGGAAAAUACUUCUGCAGGCUCUUGAAAAGGAUCUUCCUAGUACAAAAUCCCAUAGAUCAAAGGGGUCAUCAUCAUCAAAGCCUAAAGGAACUUCAAGCAAAAAUGCCGCAGGCAAGCGAAAAUCCAAUGGGCAAGAUGAGGAGCAGAACACAAUCAAGCGCCAAAAGCAAAAGGAGACAUUGGAUGGUGAUGCUAGCCAAAGUCAUGUAACUGAUGAAACGAACUCGUUAGGGAAGUCCCCAGAGUUGAGUUCCAGGAGGAUAAGAGUGAUGGAAAACCUUGGACUCAUUGCUCCAGCUGGAUCACCAUUCCAAAAAAAAUGCACAUAAACUAUAAAAUAUAGUGAUGAAGGAAUUGGUGUAGACUGUAGACUGUAGAGAAGAGCAUGCGUCAAUACAUUUUCUUUUAACAACACAUGUACAUGCUCCUUCAUGUCAUUACUAAGAAAUGUUAAAUAUGUUUAGGAUCCUCUUAUUUUGGUCAAACGCCCGUUAUCAUGCAUGCAAACAUUCGGUCCGACUUUUUGGUGUGAAAAAAUGUGGGAAAUGAUUCUUACAGCCACUUUUUUGUGUUUUU